Messenger RNA from Paraglomus brasilianum, 121 nucleotides. NCBI's taxonomy places the organism in Eukaryota, Fungi, Glomeromycota, Glomeromycetes, Paraglomerales, Paraglomeraceae. The record is from the annotation of a GenBank genome assembly.
AUGGACCCAACAGACAUGAAUGCAAGAGUUAUGACUAAAGGCAAGUUUAUGUAUAAACAUGGUAAAGACUAUGAGACCUAUGAGGAAGCAAACAAUGCAUACUGCAGAACACAUGGUAAUA